CGUUACCCAACCUCAUCGGAAAUUAUCGUUCACACCCUGCGAUUCUCGCUGUGCCAUCCCACGUUCCAAGACCAAAUUCUUCGAGAAGGACAUAGAAAGGGGCUGGAGCAUAAUCAGAGAGCCCAACAAAAUGAACGUUGCGCUGACCAGGGCCAAAUUUGGGUUGAUUGUUCUGGGCAGGAGUGGAGUCUUGGAUCCUGACGAGGACUGGAAAGCUGUAAUGGCGUUUUAUGACCGCAACGGGCUGGUGACUGGGGAGGAAAACCUCGCAGCGCCUCGUGAUGAGGACCAGGCCGGUUUCACGCGGUUGGAAAAAGUUCUACUGGCGGCUGAAAUCUAUGAGUAAAAUGGUCG
Molecule: messenger RNA, 354 nt
Organism: Pseudomassariella vexata
Lineage: Eukaryota; Fungi; Ascomycota; Sordariomycetes; Amphisphaeriales; Pseudomassariaceae
Exons: 1
Coding region: 131-346 (71 amino acids)
Source: RefSeq, a predicted model, not a curated record